This is a messenger RNA of Saimiri boliviensis boliviensis (Bolivian squirrel monkey), 1075 nucleotides long. RefSeq names its product sodium/potassium transporting ATPase interacting 3 (gene NKAIN3). NCBI's taxonomy places the organism in Eukaryota, Metazoa, Chordata, Mammalia, Primates, Cebidae. Gene Ontology annotation, biological process: regulation of sodium ion transport. The record is from RefSeq and is a predicted model, not a curated record.
CGCUCGGGCAGUGCGCGCCGCACCGACCUCAGCCAGCCCCGCCGGGAAACUAACAAAGGCGGGCUCUAGCCCCGAGCCCAGGAGCCGCGAGCGGCGGCCGCGGGGCCGGGGAGCCUGGGCCGGGCCAGGCAAGGACUACUCCGGAGUCAGGAGGCAGCAGCGGCGGAGGACGCGGAUCCCCGGCCCUCAGAGCCGCUCGGACGCCGCCGGCACCAUGGGCUGCUGCACCGGGCGCUGCUCGCUCAUCUGCCUCUGCGCGCUGCAGUUGCUCUCAGCAUUAGAGAGGCAGAUCUUUGACUUCCUUGGUUUCCAGUGGGCGCCUAUUCUUGGAAAUUUUCUACACAUAAUAGUUGUCAUAUUGGGUUUGUUUGGAACCAUUCAGUACAGACCUCGAUACAUCAUGGUGUAUACUGUGUGGACUGCCCUCUGGGUCACCUGGAAUGUGUUCAUUAUCUGCUUUUAUUUGGAAGUCGGUGGACUUUCUAAGGACACCGAUCUAAUGACAUUCAAUAUCUCUGUCCAUCGGUCAUGGUGGAGAGAACAUGGGCCUGGCUGUGUCAGAAGAGUGUUGCCUCCCUCAGCCCAUGGCAUGAUGGACGAUUACACGUACGUCUCUGUCACAGGCUGCAUCGUUGACUUCCAGUACCUGGAGGUCAUCCACAGUGCCGUCCAAAUACUACUCUCUUUGGUGGGUUUUGUGUAUGCCUGCUAUGUGAUCAGUAUUUCCAUGGAAGAAGAAGACACAUUUGAUUUCAUAGGUGGACUUGAUACCCACUCCUACUACCAGGAUCAUGUUGAGUUAAAGCCUGUUAAACCAGUCGAAAUAAGUAAUGACAUUGAACCAGAAAUGCGGCUGCUGAACUUGACUUAGGGAGCAAAGCACCACUGACUGACUGCGAGCCUCGGUGGAUCUGACCCGCCUCACGUUCCUUCCACGGGCUGAACUGUGCUUCCCAGCUUUCCCACAAAUCAUGGAGUUCUUCGGUCAUAGCCUUUGUAUUAUUAGCAUUGUUCUCUAGAUGAGUUUUAGGUACUUGGGUGGGUAUUUUUUUAGUCAUUUUCUUCUUAUAUGAAC